UGAACUUGCAACGCUCUGGUUUGAUCGUUCAAGAAUGGCAACGAAAGAUGUGGCCAGCUGUUGCGACGUGUGUGCGGAGGUAGGAGGCCGGCUAAAGCUAGCCAUGGAAUCCCGACGGCGGCAAGAAGCCAUCAAGACCGGCAGGCCAGACAAUGAAAUCGCCAGAUUUGGUACAGUCGAAGAGAUAUUCUCUAGAAAUUACUGUACAUCGUGUCAGGCACUUCAACGAGAGAUGCAGAGGUGGGAAAGAGACUACGAAUGGUCGCGCUCAGGUGAUAUCAUUCUUCAUGUGAUCGCGACAGAUCCUCCAGAUUUGGGCGGAGGCGCGUCUCUUCAUUCGCAGCCCUUGUAUGUGAUGGCAAAUCGCCAAGCUCUGCAGCAACAAUCCCAGGAGGAUCGUGAGCAUAUUAUCAUGAAUUUGUUCUUUACUGAGCAGGCCGCCCCUAUGGAUCUCCGGGGUAGGUUCUUCGACACUGACAAGAUCGACAUGGAAAUGAUCAAGGGCUGGAUUCAGUGUUGUGAGACCACACACGGGGAACGAUGCACGUCUAAUCUUAUGCAUCACACCGAGUACACGUCAGCGCUGGAUCGAAUGCUACUUGUCGACAUUGAACAGCGGUGCAUUGUCUAUGGGUCACUCGAAAACAGGUAUAUCGCUCUAAGCUAUGUCUGGGGCAAUGUUACAACCAUACGAACAACUUUUGCCAAUCUCGACCGCAUGAUGACACCUGGCAGCAUCAAUUACGACGCUCCCACCUCAGACUCAGAAAUGCCUCUCCCUGAAACGCUCAGGGAUCUUAUGCGUCUCGCUCGCGUAUUAAGUGUUCGUUAUGUCUGGGUUGAUGCCCUAUGCAUAGUACAAGACGCUCCGGACAUGAUUGACCACCUUAACGGCAUGGCGACCAUUUACGCCUCGGCAUUUUUGACUGUAAUAUCCGAAGGCACCGAUGCCAAUUUCGGAUUGCCUGGCAUCGGCCUUGGCGCACGCUCAAGAAAACGAGCAUGCCGUCCGCUCGAGCUUCCUGGCAUGACCGUUCUCCUGAACGACAACAUGAUUCCUCCAAACAAGCCGCGAAUCUGGGAGAAGAGAGGUUGGACUUUCCAAGAAGGACUGUUUUGCGGACGAGCACUGAUAUUUGAAUACGGGGGAACGGUUAGCUGGAAGUGCGGGAGGGAGUUCUGGGACGAGACAUAUGCCAUGGCAUCGGAGUCACUGGAUUGGGUGUAUGAUGAUCCGAAGGACGGCGCUCCGGACUGGCGAUACUUUGGACUGGCGAGCCUCAACUUCAAUUGGCCUGAUAUGAGACGGUGGUGCGAAAUGGCCGAGGAAUACUACGUCCGGGAGCUGACAUAUGACUAUGAUGCGCUCAACGCGCUAGCGGGGACCUUAUCGGUGGUGAAUAAGACGUCGCCUGGGGGAUUUAUUUGGGGCCUGCCAGCUUAUUUCUUUGACAUAUUCCUGCUAUGGGACGUAACCUGUGGAGAGGAAGACAAUCUGUCUCAACGACGAGACCCAACUGCUGGAAUCCCGACCUGGUCAUUUCUCGGAUGGAAAGGCGGCGAGCUCGACACUCUCUGGUGGCGCUUUAGCAUGGAUCACACCUUCAUUGAAGAUUUGGUGCGUGGCUUUGGUCACGACGUGAUCGUGACCCCAACGGUUAAGAAAUGGUUCCUCGAAGAUCAGGCCACGGAGAACUUUAUACCAAUCGACAAUCACUUCCACACUGCGAGGUCGCAGCCUUCAGAAUACAUAUGCUCUGAAUGGAGGACGCACGAGAGUGACUGGGGGACAUCUUACUCGCAUCCUUCCCUGGGUGAAGGGACCCAGUUUCGAUAUCCUGUUCCUUGCCUGCAAACAAUCAACUCCGAUAUACCAAUUAAACAUGGUCACUCCAGAAAUCUCCGUUUCGAGACCAGAAUGGGCUCUUUUAGCAUCGGGGAUGUUAUCGUUAAAGGAGACGGCCAGUCAGGUGACGUAAAUGCCACUCAUGCCACACUUCUGAACAUGGAUGAUACCUGGGCUGGAGCUAUCCGUCUACCACCUUCUCACAUGAAAGGAUCAAAGCAGACUCACCCUCGGCAAAGGAUUGACCUUAUCGAGGUAGCAGCUGGCCAGGUCCAGGAAGAUGCCUGGCCUAAAAUUCUACAGUCGCACGGCUACUCUUACCACAUUCCGGAAUGGGACUGCGAGGACCGGCCUAAAGCCACAAAACUCUAUGAAUUUUAUUUUGUCUUCUGGGUAGAGUGUGAAGAUGGAGUUGCAUAUCGCAAGGCUUUGGGGAGAGUGGAGAAGCAGGCUUGGUUGCGAGUAGCUCAAGAGCACGUGCACGUUACAUUAGGUUGAGUACAAAACGUGUCGAAACUUGGGAACAAGCCUGUAGGCGACUUGCAGAUACAAAUCUAACAGGUCACAAGUCCAAUUUCUUGGAGGCUAUAACGUCAAAGCAUGCCGUUACAAGGAGGAUUCUACACUACUGCUUGCCAAGGUAGGUGGGUACAAUCAGUUAGGGAAUUUCUUCACGAUUCCCUUCCAAAUAGCUAUCAAGGCUCAAGGCUCGGCCGUUUGUCUACCACUAUGGUUUAUAUGCGCUGAUAAGUAUCACUACAUACAACUUUCAGGCGCUGCCAAAGCCAACCCCAGAUGAUUGCGUGCAUUCUGACACGAUACAUGUUGUCUAGAAUUUCAUAGAAUGUCAUAUUACAUAUAGAUGAUGGUUUUCAGCAUAGCGAUGUCCAAACCUGGAGGUUUUGGGAUAAGAAAAUGAC
Molecule: messenger RNA, 2766 nt
Organism: Truncatella angustata
Lineage: Eukaryota; Fungi; Ascomycota; Sordariomycetes; Amphisphaeriales; Sporocadaceae
Product: heterokaryon incompatibility protein-domain-containing protein
Exons: 1
Source: RefSeq, a predicted model, not a curated record